This is a messenger RNA of Microtus ochrogaster (prairie vole), 6779 nucleotides long. RefSeq names its product xylosyltransferase 1 (gene Xylt1). The record is from RefSeq and is a predicted model, not a curated record. Gene Ontology annotation, cellular component: membrane. Gene Ontology annotation, biological process: heparan sulfate proteoglycan biosynthetic process; chondroitin sulfate proteoglycan biosynthetic process. Gene Ontology annotation, molecular function: protein xylosyltransferase activity. Lineage: Eukaryota; Metazoa; Chordata; Mammalia; Rodentia; Cricetidae.
CGUGCGCGCGCCGCGCCCCCUCCGCGGCCUCCCCGCGCCCGCCUCCCGCCUUCCCCUCCUCCUGGUGACGUCCGGGUCCCUGCCCGUCUGAAAACUCCGCGCCGCGGCGGUGGAGGCGGCGGCGGCGGCAGAAGAGGAAAGGGAGGUGGAGGUGGUGGAGGAGAGGAGCAGGAGGAGGAGCAGCGGCGAGCCCGGGCGACGGCGGCGGGGCCCGAGCGCGGAGCCCCCGGGAUAGAGCGCGCACCGGGGUGUCCCGGCACCCCGCUCGCCCCGGGCCGCCGCGGAAGAUGGUGGCGGCGCCGUGCGCCCGGAGGCUGGCGCGGCGCUCGCACUCGGCGCUGCUGGCGGCGCUCAUGGUGCUGCUGCUGCAGACGCUGGUGGUGUGGAAUUUCAGCAGCCUGGACUCCGGAGCUGGCGAGCGGCGGCGCGCGGGGGCAGCGGCGGGAGCAGCCGAGCAACAGCAGCAGCCCGCGGCCCCUCGCCGGGAGCGCAGGGACCUUGCUGCCCAUCCGCCCGCAGCCCGUGGAGGACCCGGAGGCCGAGCAGGCGGAGGAGGAGCACGGGGAGGCGGCCCCGGAGGAGCCCGCGCGCAGCAGCCUGGCAGCCGCGGGGCACUGGCCGCCCGGGCGAGGGAUCCACACCCGAGUCCACUGAUCACCCUGGAGACCCAGGAUGGCUACUUCUCUCACCGGCCCAAAGAAAAAGUUCGGACCGACAGCAACAAUGAGAACUCGGUCCCGAAGGACUUUGAGAAUGUGGUGGACAAUAGCAACUUCGCCCCCAGGACCCAGAAGCAGAAGCACCAACCAGAGUUGGCAAAGAAGAUCCCGAGCAGGCAGAAAGAGCGGCUGCAGAGGAAGCUGGAUGCUCAGGACAAAGGACAGGGGCAGUCAGUCCUGGGCAAAGGCCCCAAGGAGUUGUUGCCUCCUCGGGAAAAAGCCACGGGUGACAGUAGCCAAGGGAAGGAUCUCUCGAGACACAGCCAUGCCAGGAAGACUGGUGGUGGUGGGUCCCCCGAAACCAAGUCUGACCAGCCCCCCAAGUGUGACAUCUCUGGCAAGGAGGCCAUCUCAGCCCUGACCCGUGCUAAGUCCAAGCACUGCCGCCAGGAGAUUGCAGAAACCUACUGUCGCCACAAGCUGGGCCUGCUGAUGCCAGAGAAGGUGGCUCGGUUCUGUCCCCUGGAGGGCAAAGCCAACAAGAAUGUCCAGUGGGAUGAGGACACUGUGGAGUACAUGCCCACCAACCCGGUCAGAAUCGCCUUUGUCCUGGUGGUCCAUGGUCGUGCUUCUCGGCAGCUACAGCGCAUGUUCAAGGCCAUCUACCACAAAGACCACUUCUACUACAUUCACGUGGAUAAGCGUUCCAAUUACUUGCACCGGCAAGUGCUCCAGUUCUCCAGUCAGUACGACAAUGUCCGAGUCACCUCCUGGAGAAUGGCCACCAUCUGGGGCGGGGCCAGCCUCCUGUCCACCUACCUGCAGAGCAUGCGGGAUCUCCUGGAGAUGACCGACUGGCCCUGGGACUUCUUCAUCAACCUCAGUGCUGCCGACUACCCCAUCAGGACAAAUGACCAGCUGGUGGCUUUUCUCUCCCGAUACCGAGAUAUGAAUUUCCUGAAGUCUCAUGGCCGGGACAAUGCAAGGUUCAUUCGCAAACAGGGCCUGGACCGUCUUUUCCUGGAGUGUGAUGCACAUAUGUGGCGCUUGGGGGACCGGCGGAUCCCAGAGGGCAUUGCUGUGGACGGUGGCUCUGAUUGGUUCCUGCUUAACCGGAAGUUUGUAGAGUAUGUGGCAUUCUCCACAGAUGACCUGGUGACCAAGAUGAAGCAGUUUUACUCUUACACCCUUCUUCCUGCUGAGUCCUUUUUCCACACGGUCCUGGAGAACAGCCCUCACUGCGACACCAUGGUGGAUAACAACCUGCGCAUCACCAAUUGGAACCGCAAGCUGGGCUGCAAGUGCCAGUACAAGCACAUCGUGGACUGGUGCGGCUGCUCUCCCAACGACUUCAAGCCUCAGGACUUCCAUCGCUUCCAGCAGACAGCCCGGCCCACCUUCUUUGCCCGAAAGUUCGAAGCCAUAGUGAACCAGGAAAUCAUUGGGCAGCUGGACUCCUACCUGUAUGGCAACUAUCCUGCAGGCACCCCGGGCCUCCGCUCCUACUGGGAGAACGUCUAUGAUGAGCCGGACGGUGUCCACAGCCUCAGCGAUGUGGCACUCACCCUCUACCAUUCCUUCAUCCGCCUGGGGCUGCGAAGGGCAGAGUCGUCCCUGCACACGGACGGCGAGAACAGCUGCAGGUACUACCCAAUGGGCCACCCAGCAUCUGUCCAUCUCUACUUCCUUGCCGACCGUUUCCAGGGCUUCCUGAUCAAGCACCACGUGACUAACCUUGCUGUAAGCAAACUGGAGACACUGGAGACGUGGAUGAUGCCGAAGAAAGUUUUCAAGAUCGCAAGUCCCCCCAGUGACUUUGGGAGGCUUCAGUUUUCUGAGGUUGGCACUGAUUGGGAUGCCAAGGAAAGGCUGUUCCGGAACUUCGGCGGUCUCUUGGGGCCCAUGGAUGAGCCCGUGGGGAUGCAGAAAUGGGGGAAGGGGCCCAAUGUGACUGUGACUGUUAUUUGGGUGGACCCUGUCAACGUCAUCGCAGCCACCUACGAUAUCCUGAUCGAGUCCACCGCGGAAUUCACACACUACAAACCCCCUUUGAAUCUGCCUCUGAGGCCUGGGGUCUGGACAGUAAAAAUUCUCCAUCACUGGGUGCCGGUUGCAGAGACCAAAUUCCUUGUCGCACCUCUGACCUUCUCCAACAAGCAGCCCAUCAAACCAGAGGAGGCAUUGAAGCUGCACAAUGGGCCGCCUCGCAGUGCCUACAUGGAGCAGAGUUUCCAGAGCCUGAACCCCGUUCUCAGCCUGCCCAUCAAUCCUGCCCAAGUGGAGCAGGCCCGGAAGAACGCAGCCUCCACUGGGGCAGCGCUAGAAGCCUGGCUGGACUCUCUGGUGGGUGGAACUUGGACUGCCAUGGACAUCUGUGCCACGGGCCCCACCUCCUGCCCAGUCAUGCAGACCUGCAGCCAGACAGCCUGGAGCUCCUUCAGCCCUGACCCCAAAUCAGAGCUGGGUGCGGUCAAGCCCGAUGGCCGGCUUAGGUAGCACUGGCAACAUGGGACCAAUGGGAGCCUCAAUCCCAGCCUCCUACAUUGUAUGGGGGUUGCCUUUUGUCCAAGGAUCUCUGCUGAAGCGAGGAUUUGGAGGCCAGAGAAGAGACAGCCUGUUUGUCAAACUGGCCUCUGGGGUAGGUGACUCAGUCCCAGGGCCACAGUGGUCUCCCUUCUUCAGGUUGCUUCUCAGUCCUGCAGGUUCCUGUUCUCUCCCUCCAGUGGCCUGCACUAUCUCCCUACAAGUGAGUUUUAAGCUUUUAUUUUGAGCAGCAGAGCUUUGUUUACUCAGCACAGUCAGAGGUGGAAGUGCAAGACCAGGAUGCGACUGAGGCUGCUCUGGCUGAAGCUGAGCUGUGUGAGGUUCCUUCUGGAAGCUCAGCCCACCAGGCAGUCCUUUUGCCAAGGGCAUCUCCAAGGUACCUCUUCGGAACCCAAGGGCUUUGUUGAAGCCGGUUUGACAGACAAGCACUGCCCUGACCAAGGGUGGGAUCUCCACCCCGGCCCUCCCAUUUAUCUCUUGAUUUCUGUGGCUGGGAAACCCUGUGCCCAUGCUAAAAGUAGCAAGCUGGUAGAGGCCUCGUUCCUGCCUUCCCAGGGAGGUGGAGAUGUGGGAGAGUUCCAAGAUUCCUGCUGCUGCUCAGUGAGCUAUUUUUUGCUGCAAACCAGAAGUGCAGGAAAGCCCUUUGAUGUGAAGUGGCCAAGGUUCACCAGAUAUGUGACUGCCAUCUGUCCACAUCAACCUCUUCCAAGGCUGUCACAAAUGGUAGCAGGAACAGGGUAAAAUAUAUAGAGCUGGAGUUUCAAUUCUCCUCCCUGCCCCUGGGCUGGGAGGCAGCUACUGUGUCCUCUUUGGUACUUGGAAGGGGGACAGUGGGGAACCAAGUCUCUGAAUCUCAAAAGGAGGGGGGGGGGUUACUUGGACCCAACUUCUAAGCUGGAUGGCAGCACAGAACCACCCCUUCCGUUUUGAGGUCAGGUACCCCAAACCUUUGUGAACUGUGCACUCGGUGCUGUUGGCUGUGACCAAACUGCAUGGAUCAGACUUCUCUCACCCGGGAACAAACAUUUCAGAUUGGUCCUUAAUUUCAUACCCUUCCUUGCCUGGGGUGCCAACAGGCUCAGUCUGGCCACAUCACCUAAAAGGAAGGUUGAGUUUCAGAAUAGGGAAGGUGGUUCAAAACAUAGUGUUAUUCAUAUUGCUUGAGUUACCAGAAAACCCAAGGGUUUUCUUGCCAUGUGUAUUCUGAGAACAUUGAGGAACCGCACCCCCUUCCUCAUUAAGUCCCCUAAAAGACAUUGCUCUGGGAAAGAUUGCACCCAUCCUGUAUCUCUCCCAUCAGGAUAAGAAGGUUCUGAAGUCCACCCUGAUGAUGCAUCUAGUGCACAGCCCCUUCCCCAUCCAACAUGGCGGUCAUAGAGGAAGGACCCUUGAUAUUUAUUAUUUAUAUGUUUUAGUCAAUGACUAAUUAGUAGGUGCUGUUUUUUGCAGCUUGUCAAUUACGUUACCUUACUAACUAAAGUUGCCUUUGUUCACAAAAGGCUCCCCUUUCCCUGUCUUCCCUGGUCUGCCUGCCUUUCCCCUUCAUUUUCACUGUUUCUGUCUCAGUGCCCACCUUAAGUCCUUCUGGUUCUUAGAACAAAGCAGGAGUGUUAGACACCAUGGCACAGUUUCCAACAGUACCAUCACUGUCAGGAAGUUGAUUCGUGUGGAUGGCUGGAACCUCCCGUUUGCUGGUCUCCUCUGUCCCUCUAAAUUCAAAAGUGUUGGAAUGCCCGGGUAUGCCACCUCACCCUGACCCCCGGCCUAGGGACAAGGUUGUGAUGGGCUUAUGGCUUGGGGAGGGAGAAGUCGGCUGAGUGUAAAACUCUAGGUCCACCCAGUUACCCUACAUCAGGCUUCUCAAGACCAGCUUAACCGUGAGCAUAAGCUAUCACUAGUGGAGGAAUACAGAAUCCUUCCAAGAGUGAUUGAUCUUAGUAGGAGGGCGGGUCAGACCAAGCAGAAGAACUCAGGAGGUAGCUACUGUCUGUGCUGGUCCCAGAACCAUCAGGUAGCUUUCUCUAAAACCCAUGGGAUUUACACUGGUUUUACAAGCCCACGGGAACCAUAAGCCUGGUGCCCCAUCCUCUCACCCCCAGUCUUUGCCCCCGUCAAAGCUUACCUGGGACUGUGGAACCCCUGGGAGUCUCCCCACUCCAGUCUCUUCUGCUAGAGAUUUGUGUAUUCUGUCCUGGAACGUCCCGGGGAGCCUCAGACUACGAGACAAGGUCUAUCCUGACCCAGUGACUCUCAAUGACAUUUUCCAUUCUGGAACUAGUUGGAAAUGGCAAAGUUGACUUUGUAUCCCCUGGGCUUCUUCCUCACUCACCACAACUAAUUUGGGGUAUUUGUUUCCUUUGUGUUAGACCCAGAGAAUAAUUUUCGCAGAUACUGCUUUUAGUUUUGUUUUUUAAAAAAAAAAAAUGAAGAAUUUAAAACAAGUUCGGUAUUAUUUAAGAAACAAUGUUUUCCCACGGAAAAUGACUUAACUCCUUAGCUGUUAAUGUUUUCCUGCUGAAAACAGUGUGUUUGUCCGAAGCCACGGGUGAAACACCAGCCUUGGGAGGUGGCUGCCUGAGGGUUUUCAGAGCCCAGAACCAUCAUCUCUGGGAACCUUAAAGUCUGCAUUCUGCAGAAGCAAGAAGCCUUGGUUGCAAGUGCUGACCAAGGCCCUGGACAGUCUAGAUGGCUGAGAAAGAAGUGGGGCAUCCCUCAUGGGGAGAAGUACCUCUCUAUGCUAUUUGGUAACUACCCCUCCUAAAGCCUACUUCCUGGGCUGUGCAGGAAACCAGAGUCUCCCACAAAGAAGGGGACAAUGCCCAAUGCCCCCUUGCUCUUGUGAUACAGCCCAAGGUCCUUUGUAAUGGAGAUCAGGAAACCACAUCUCUCAAUGUUGGUUUAACUAUACAAAUUGAAAUUGAGUUUAGGAGAUAUAAACAUAGCCACACAAAUACAUGCACACACACACACACACACAGGCAUGCACACUCACACUCAGCCAUGCACAUGCGCACACACACUCCAAAGGGGUUUGUUGCUAUUUUGGAUGUAUGCCUUGGUGUUUGAGGGACAUGCCUCCUUCUGGCUGCCUGGUUUUCAGACAGAUAAGAGGAUAUUGACUGAAAGUGUGACCUCUCUGCCAAGACAUUCCAUAACAGAGAAGAGCGAUCAAUAGCUGCAAAGUGUGGAGCGUGAAGAAGACAACAUUUACAGCCAAGUUCAUGAGGGUUCCGAUCAGCAGUUGUGACAGCAUUGAGGAUAGACUGGAAACUAGAGGCAACCCAGUCAGUUUGAGCAUGCAGAGAAGGCCUGGCAGGCCAGAGAAGCUCUACUGUAGGUCAUAAAAGCAUAAUGAGAUCCAGGACACAAGAGAGGUGGGUGAAACCAUGACUGAGAGAAAAAAGGGAGUGGUGGGAAGCGCUGUCUUCCUGACAUGCACAUGAGCCUCCUGUAGGAAGGGCAGCUCUGAGCUCCCAACCUGUCAAAGAAGAAGGUGCAGCUCUGCAGAGGGAAACCAGCCUUGAGUUCCUGCUGGACACUCUUUUGUUUGUUUUAAUAGGAAAUUUAGUUUUUCAU